Spirodela intermedia is the source of this 2069-nucleotide messenger RNA. Lineage: Eukaryota; Viridiplantae; Streptophyta; Magnoliopsida; Alismatales; Araceae. The record is from the annotation of a GenBank genome assembly.
AUGAAGCACCACCCACAGGGAUCCACGGCCGCGUCGGCGGCUGCGGAGGGAUCCCCCGUGGGGGAGCCGGAUGGGGACGCCCUGCGGCGGUGGGUGCUGGCCUUCUGCGUCAUCAGGUUCGACCUGGAGCAGGGGCAGGUGGUGGAGGAGUGCUACCCACCGGGGGAUCUCCCUCCGUCCGAUGAGCUCUGCGUCGCAUUCAGCUCCUUCCCCGAUUCCAUGUCUCACCACCAGCACCGGAGCCGGUCCAGCAUCCACGACUCCAUCUUCUUCUUCCGCAUUCGCUCCGCGUCGGCGUCGACCUCCGGCGGCUUCUUGUACGGGUACGUCUUCAACCGACAGAGGCAGGACGAGCGGCUCAAGCGCGGAGGCGAGCAGAAGUCCGUGGUCAUCCUCUCGCCUCGCCCCUAUUCCAGCGUCUUCCGCCCUCUGCUCCAGAUCCUGGGGCCGCUCUGCUUCGACAUUGGGAAGAGGGCUCUUGAGCUUGUCGCCGCCCACGUCGCCUCUUGGCCGUCCCCAAUACCCGGAAAACUGAUGGAGCUCCCAAUUGGGAGCGCCGUCCUCAAGGUUCACCUUCCCCCCCUGCUCAGUUUCCCGGCGAAUGGCGAUGGGGACGGCGACCGCUGUGAUGGCGAUGAACUGGCGCUUUCAGCAGCCAUGGCUCCUUUCCCCCCCGCGAACCCUUCAAUUCCUCAGGGGCUCUUCCAUGACGCAGACCUCUUUGGGAUAUUUCGAGGAAUUCUCUUGCAGCUCUGGGUGCUAUGGGAGCUCCUAAUUAUUGGGGAGCCUCUCCUCGUGAUAGCGCCCACUCCGCCCCAGUGCUCAGAGGCAGUUGCCGGGCUCGUCAGCCUGGUGGCGCCGCUCCUCUGUAGCAUAGACUACCGGCCAUACUUCACCAUUCAUGAUCCCGACUUCGCUGCCCUCAAUUCACUUCGGGAAGGCGAUGCCUUCCCUCCCAUGGUCCUCGGUGUGACCAAUCUCUUCUUCUUGAAAGCGCUUCAGAAUAUUCCCCACAUUGUUUCAGUGGGCAGUCCAAGCCCCAACUCCGGCAGAUCCCUUCAAGUUGCUGCAAGGCCCUCCUCCACCAAUGGGCCCGGGAAGAACCCUAGAUUUGGUAAACUGAACCUCGAGCAACUGUCUCUGAACAAAUUCUCUCCCACGAACUUGUUGAAUGCUAUGAAACUCAGAAGGGAUGGACCCCUUUCUCUCAUGACGGAACACAAGGAAGCCAUAUGGAGCACAUACUCUGCGACAACCAAGCCUGAUACAUCAGUUCUUAACAGGCUUAUCGAUGCGGGCAUGUCCCCAAGGAUUGAGGAAUCCAUGUCUGUUGUGAAUAAUGAGAUAUUGCGACGACAUUUCUUGGAGCUCACCACCAAUUUCCUUGCUCCCUUUGGGCCCUAUCUGAGGGCCACCAUGCCUUUAGAAGGAAGCUCCCCUUUCGUGGAGCCGCCUGUCCUCCCUCCUUUCCAUGCCGAUGACUUCCUGAAGAGCUUGGCAGAAAGAGGUCCUGGGAAGUUUCUGUCCAAAAGGAUGAGAGCCAACUGGUUGGACCUAUAUAGGUAAUCUUUGUUCCAUAGGUGAUUUUGAGCCUAUCAUGAUUUUCACUUUAUGUUGCAGCAAUGCCCAUCUUUAAUUUUUCUGAUUUCAAUCGACUAAUACCUUUUUUUUCUCCCAGAUGUUUCUUAAGGGGCCGCAACUUUAUGCCAUGGUUCCAGAGAAGGCGUGUUAUUGCAGAACUGGAGCAGCAGAGGUUAUGGCGACAGGCGAGGAUGAAUGCAGAUAUGAAGAAGUUGAUCCUGAAAAUGUCGGAAUUAGAAGUUGUUGAUUCUUUCAAUGCUAUUGAGCGCCAUUUGCUUCGAGAGAUGCAGGUAAAUUUUCAUUUUAUUUCAGUAUUUUUCCGUUUUUAGUACUCCAGAACACCUGAAAUGGAAAAAAUAGUUCAUUUCACAGUGCUAAACUCUUCUCUCCCUUCUUUUUUUUUUGCCUCAAUCAAUGACUCCCCACAACUUUUCCUUGUUCUAUGUGCUUCUAAAUUGUUAACUAUGAAUGAUUACUGCAUUAUUUGA